Cylicostephanus goldi is the source of this 953-nucleotide messenger RNA. Lineage: Eukaryota; Metazoa; Nematoda; Chromadorea; Rhabditida; Strongylidae. The record is from the annotation of a GenBank genome assembly.
UUGAAAUAUAUAGACCGAGUGCCGGCUUUGAUUGUCUUGUUCUUGGAUCUUGACUGGGAUCAUGCUUCAUGGAUUGAGAAGAAGACUGAAGCUGAGAGUAAAUGUGCAAGUCUUCGAGCGAGUGUUGGCCAGUCCAGUAGAGUGGCUGUUGUGCUCUUGCAGCAGAGGUCAGUACCAACAUCAAGUGAUGAUCCAUUAGCUACUGAGCGUGCUCAUGAACUGUGCCAAAUUUGCCAUCUCACGCCAAGACAGCUAUUUGUGACUUUUAGGUCAGUACCAACAUCAAGUGAUGAUCCGCUAGCAACCGAGCGUGCUCAUGAACUAUGCCAAAUCUGCCACCUUACACCAAGACAGCUGUUUGUGGUUCCUAUUCUUGGCGAUUUGAGUGGCUAUGUGUCCAAGCUUGAGUCUGCAUUCCAUGAGUUGGCACAAGGGUUCUAUCAGCAGAAACUGAAGGCUAUCCGAGCACGGUCUAUACCGAAUAAUUCACCAGCAUUAGUUGUUCGUCAGCUAUUCAAACUUGCCUUCCUCUCGGAACUGCGGCAGGACACCCAUACUGCUUACAGAAACUAUCGUCUCGCUUAUGAACAGUGCAAGGAUCAUGUCGAAAGCUGGGAUCCCUACGAUAUUUUCGAGUGGCGGAGUGUUGUUGGGCUACUGAACUACAAGAUUUGCGAGUUAUGUUUUCUGCAUAAUAUGGCUGUCGAAGCGAUUAAUCAGAUGCGCAGGCAUCAAGCUGUAUUCUUCUCCGGUCCUGCCGGGCUUUUCGAACAAGCUGUAGUGAACGGAUUAACAGCGUUAGCUACAUUGAAUCCUGGAACACAUCUGGAUUUGGCCGCUUCAUUAUACUCCGCAGUGAACAAGAGUAUUCUAGCAUUGAAGAAGAGUGAGUCAUUUAUUCGCCUUACAAAAGGUCUGAAUAAUCUGAAUGGUUCUCAGCGAACCCUUUGACA